ACCCUUUCGCCAUUAUGGGUUUCUUGAGAGCGCUAGAUAGACCAUACAUCAACCCGUUCUACCACUCCCAAGCCGAUGAAGAACCCGAUGACGUCGUCAAAGAAGAAAAUGGUUUGAGCUCCUCGAGCAGUCCGAGUGAUCAACCUCCACACUAUCAGGAAAACUAUGGCCCGAACAAGACUGCCACAUCUGCACCUGGCGCUGCGUAUGAUGGCGAGCAAGUCGACCCUGACUACCAAACUGGAGUCAAGAAAGCUGAAGGUGUCACUCUUGCCUGGGACAAGCGAGCACUAUGGUUGACCUACAUCUGCACUCUGCUACAUUUCCAUGACAUCCCAUUGACGUGUGGCAGGANUUUAUGUUGUAUCGCUUUAAUGUCGACAAUUACUGGUUACUUGGGCAAUUACGCCAAUGCUAGUUUCAGCACAUCGCAGCUUCUGUCAGUCAGCUCUGUAAUGAGCUCUAUCAUCGGCGGUGUGUUGCGUUUGCCAACCGCCAAAAUCAUUGACAUCUGGGGACGUGCCGAAGGUUUCUUCGUCAUGAUGUGUAUCACCAUCAUCGGACUGAUCAUCUUCGCUGCCUCUCACAACGUCCAGACUUAUGCCGCUGCUUCGGUCAUCUACUACAUUGGCUACGAUGGCAUGUACUAUGUCAUGACCGUCUUCAUCGCCGACACCACCAGGCUGAAGCACCGAAUCCUCAUGCUGGCCAUUUCUCAGACGCCUUUUAUCUGUACCGCUUUCACCACUCCUUACGCUGUCUCGAGCUUCGUCAACGGCGCUGGAUGGAGAUGGGGAUAUGGAACGUUUGCCAUUGUCACUCCUGUGGCCUGCCUUCCACUUUGCGGUGUCUUCCUCUACUAUCAACGCAAGGCCGCAGCGAUGGGCUUGUACAAGAAAACCGAAUCACCUUCUCUUGGAUUCUACGGAACGAUCGCACAUUACUGGGUCGAGUUCGACGUGGUCGGUGUCUUCUUGCUAGUUGCAGGAUUCGUUCUGUUUUUGCUACCUUUCUCCCUUGCGACCUCGGUUGCUGGACAAUGGAAGAGUGCUAGCAUCAUCUGCAUGCUGGUCAUUGGCUUUGUCAUUCUAUGUCUGUUCCCUGUGUGGGAGCGUUUCGGUGCCAGCAAGCCCUUCCUACCAUGGGNNGAGAGACUCAAGGACCGCACCAUUUUUGGUGCUGUUCUCUGUAUCUGCAGUCUUUACGCAGCUUUCUAUUGCUGGAACCUCUACUACUACACAUUCAAUCAGGUGGUUCUUGGCCUUAGUACUACCAACGCCACGUAUAUGGGAGAAAUCUAUACUGUCGGCUCAUGCUUCUUUGGCCGCUACAAGUGGAUCGCACUCGUCUCUGUGCCGCUCUACAUGAUCGGCACUGGUUUGAUGAUUUACUUCAGACAACCUGGCGUGGCUCCCAGAUAUGUCGUCUGUGCACAGAUCUUUGUCGCAUACGCCGGAGGCACUCUGGUACCUUGCCAUCAGGUCGCCGCUCUGGCUGCCGGUACCCACGCAGAUUUCGCAACAACUCUUGCUCUUCUCUACCUGGCUUCAUCGGUCGGUGGUGCAAUCGGUGACUCUAUCGCUGGUGGUAUCUGGACAAAUGUCUACCCUGUAGAGCUGAACAAGCGUCUACCAGCCGACAUCGCAACAUCAGUCUACGCAAACUACCUCAAGGCACUCGACUACCCUCCUGGCAGCCCGACUAGAGAUGCAAUCGGCGUUGCGUUCGGUAUUGCCCAGAGAGACAUGUGCAUUGCAGCUACUUCCAUCACAGCGCUUACGUUCAUCGCCGUUUGGAUCUGGCGCGACAUCAACCUCGGCAACAAGAAGCAGAUUAAAGGCGUUGUUGUC
Molecule: messenger RNA, 1850 nt
Organism: Aureobasidium musti
Lineage: Eukaryota; Fungi; Ascomycota; Dothideomycetes; Dothideales; Saccotheciaceae
Source: the annotation of a GenBank genome assembly